GCCGCAGGCUGCUGGAGUCGGCGGCGGCGGGGAGCGGCGGGGUCGCGGCGCUGCCGUACAGCGGUGCUCCAAGCUGACAGAAUUGAUCAAAGAAGUGAAAAUACAGAAUCUUUUGAAUGCAGAACUUACAGCAGCAUUUCCUCAUAAAGAUAAAAUGAAUGCUCUUCAGAGAAGUUGCCUAAAUAAUAGCUAAUAAACAUAUGAAAUACUACCACCAAGAAAAUAAUUUUAUCUCCUGUUGCUAUGUUUGACUUAUGUGGCAAUAGGCCACUUCUUUUGAAAUGCAGCUGAAGAAAAUGAGGGAAAUUUUGCCAAAAUUAUAUGCCAGCCCUGUUAAUGACAAAAGUAAUUCCUUGACUACAUCCCCGAAGAAAGCUACUGAGGAUAAAACAAAUCCUCCAAAAAGGAAUGAAGGCCAAAAUUGUUACCAAGGGACUGAAGCAGACGAUAAUAAACUGACAUUGGUAGGUUGUAUAAAAUGCAGAAGUGUGCAAAAAUUUUCAGUGCAUGGAUUGCAAAAGUGUGACAAGCUUAAGAGGACUGAAGACAAAAAUUUUAUCUGUAACAAGUGCAGUCCACCGGCUUCCAAUUUGGUAUCUGAUAAUGUCAGUGCCACAGACUUAAAAAAGCAAGGUAAACCAUCUUCAAGUAAAAUCCAAAAAACUUUUAAAGUAAAAAACUUUCAGCCAGGUAAAUAUUACUGUGAUAAAUGUCGGUUUUCAACAAAGGAUCCUUUGCAGUAUAAAAAGCACGUAGCUCAACAUGAGGAGAUUAAGUUUCUUUGUUCCCACUGUAAUUAUGUAUCCUACACUAAAGGAGAAUUCCAGCGGCACCUGGUAAAGCACACUGGAAUUUUUCCAUAUCAGUGUGAAUACUGUGACUAUGGUGCCAUUCGACAUGAUUAUAUAGUAAAACAUACCAGAAGAGUACAUGAAAAGAUCGCUAGGAGUCGUCUAACAAAUAUGGCUGCAAAGCGUGAGCAAAAGAGGUCUUCCUUGCCAAAGCAGGGCACUUUAUCUAUAAAGCAGAAAUGUGAUAAAAAAGUACUUCUUCCAAAUGAGUUUUCAAAUUUGUCAUCAAGUGCAGCUUGUGGUAAGAUUCGCACAGAAUUGGCCAAAACAGUUAGUUUAUCUGAUGAUAUAAAAUGUAACAUAGAUAUACCAUCAGCCCAAGAUAAAAGCUUAUUGGGGCCAGCUGAAGUGAACAUAUAUGAGAAUCAGAAUGUGGAAGUUGAAGUUUAUUCUCCAAAGAAGAAGCCUGUACAACCUGGAAUGCCAUUAACAGUAAUUGCACCUUCAGAACUUGUUGUUCCUUCAAAUUGUUUAGCUCAGUUACUAGAGAUGAAAAUAGUGAAUGGCACACAGCAGUUGGUUCUUAAACUUAUCCCUCUGGAAGAAACAACUAAUAAAUCUAUGAACUGUGAUGAAGAGGAACUUGGGAACCAAGAUCUAGAACAAAUAUCAGAAGGAAAAAGAAGUAUGUCGGUGGCUGAAAACAAAUUAUUGACUACAGAAGCAAAGGAAGACAGAUUAGAUCAUGUUGGUAAUCUGCUUGCUUCAGAUAAAUGCAACAAGAAUUCUGAAUGUCUUAAUCUGUCUAAUUCUCAUGCUUUAGAUUGCAACUCAGAUAUGCAUAGGGGAGGCAAAUUAAAGUUAACUUGUGAUAUGGUGAAAGAUUUGGGGAAAGGUGCUGAGUUUAAAACAGGUAUCCCAAAACUUUCUAUUGAAUCUCCGGUAACUAAUAAUAGUGAAAGCAUCUGCCCUAGAUCUUCAAAUAAGUUAACUGGUGAAAAAUGUGCGUUAAGUCAUGAUUUGCACUGUUAUGAGAGCCUGAAUACAUCUAUAGGUCUACAUGCUGCUGCUUCUGAAGAUAAAACAACCCAGAAUGUUUUGUUACAGGCUUCUCAGGAGAAGAAAAAUUCUUCAUGCCCUGUCCUUGGAGAAAAGAACAUGUUGGCUUUAAAUAGCAAUGACAAAAAAUGUAGGACUCAGUUCUCCAGCUCUCCAGAAACAUGUCUGUUCAAUGACAACAAUUUUGUUAAAGAGCCUCUUACAACUUCUGAAGCAGGGAAAAAGUCACCCAUUAGUAAAACUGUAUCAUUGGAGGAUUUAAAUGUUGGCUUAAGUAGUGUAAAAAGAGUUGAUUCUAAAGGUCAAAUGAACAAUCUCCUUUUGGAAUCUUUAGAAUUACAGAAAGUUGAAAAUGAAGAUCGCUGUUUAGAGGGUCCUGUUAUUUCAUCUGUAUUUUCACUUAGCUCUGGUGCUGAAAACAUCCCAGAGGGCAUCAGAUGGGACAAGAAUUCACGGAAUAAAAAGUCAACAGCUUUGUUAUGUAGAAAGAUUGCUCAGUUGAUGUCUGCUGCUGAAUCCCAUAUGAAAUCUACAUUGGCUGCUUCACCUAGGCCUGUUAGGUGCCAUGCUUCCAAUGAGAAGAUGCCUUUGACUCCAGAAACUUCAGCAAACUGUGAAAAAAAUGUCCCCACUACUGAAUUGGAACAAUCUUCAUCUUCACUUCAAACAUUAUCAAAGGGUGUGAUUAAUAAUGAAGAGUGUAAUAUAGAACAGCCACAACCACUGACAACUACAAAAAACCCUAAAAGUAGGGUUACUAAAAACUCACAUGUUGCUACCCCAGUGUUUAUUCCAAAAGGGACAGUUCUUAGAGUGCUGAAUACCACCAGCAGCGAGAGCCCUAAAGAAGUAGAAAAUAAGGAUAAAACGUCACCUCCUUCUAUAUACUGCAAAGAAAUGUUCUUACCAAGGCCGGUUCCUUUCAGCAUUUCAGAGAAACUAAGCAGAAAUCCACCUACUCUGGCAAAAGAGAAUGAACUUAAAGAACAGUCCAGAAAUAUAACACUUAGAUCAAAAAGAGAGGUGCAGACAAAAACUAAUAGCAAACAAAAUUGUAUGUUGUUGCAUCAAAAGAAUAACCUAAUUAAGCAGAGCAAAUCUAAUUCAAAGAGUCAGCUUGCACCAAAAAAUAAGGUAAAGCAAGCGGGUUCCAGGGAUUAUAUUUCUAAGAAGAAAACAAGAAUCCAGUCAGAAACCAGUUACGGUUCUGAGAUGACGCCUCUUUUGACAGCAAGACGUCUUAGGCUUGUACCUCUUAGAGUGGAUCAAUUGAUAAAAUGCCCUCGUCGUAACCAGCCUGUAGUUGUGUUAAACCAUCCUGAUGUUGAUUCACUAGAGGUAAUUAAUGUAAUGAAGACCAUCAACAAGUAUAAAGGCCAUGUCCUGAAAGUAGUUUUGUCAGAAAGAACAAGUAGUUGUCUUGGAGUGAAACGACAUCAUAGGCGGCUUACACUUCAGGAUGUUGAAACGUUAAGCCAAGUAAAAAAGCCUAACAUGUUAAAAAUGAAGCUAAAGAAGACCCAUAAAAACAACUACCAAGUAGUGGAAACUUCACCAGCUGAAACACUGAAGUGUAUGUUUAAGUGUUGGUUUUGUGGAAGAAUAUAUGUCGACCAGGAAGAAUGGAUAAGUCAUGGACAAAGGCACUUAAUAGAAGCUACUAAAGGUUGGGAUGUUCUUUCUCUUCCGCUAAAAAGCCACAAGUGACAAACUGGCUAUUAUUUCUCUUAGUUUAACAUGAGUGCCAUUAAUUUGUUAGGAAAAAAGUACAGUUAAAUAAUUUAUUUUAGCCAAAGCUUUUUAGUUUUGGCCAAAUGGGGAAUGAGAAUAGAGAUUAUAAACAGCAUGUGAAGCCAGUGGCAAGUAUUCAGCACUACAGAACAUUCUUUUGCUUCAAGAGGCCCUCUUCUAGUUUUUUGAGAGCAUUACCUUUAAAAUGAUUUACUACGCAAGUGUCUUUCCAGUGACCAUUCACCGCACUAUAAUGCUAGAUUUGCGUUGGGUCACUGUGGAUUAAAAUCUCAAAUUAUGUGUCCUAUAUCAAAUUGAUUUAAUCAGUCCAAUUUUAUAAUUAGAGUUUACUGGUUCAGAAUUUCGGCCUCGUGAAAAGCACUUUGACCCUCUGAACAAAAAGUAUGUCAGUUUGGUGACACACACAAGAUGCCAUGUAGCAAAAAAAAAAAAAAAUCUGUGAUCUUAAAAUUAGGAAUUUUGUGAGAUCAGAACUACAUUAACUAAGUAGAAUGACAAUGAUAAAGCUAAUUUUUUGUAGUACAGCAGAAGGUCACUGGGAACUAUUUAUACCACCUUUUUAUUCUGUACAAACAGGGCAAUUUAGAUUCCAUGCUGGUUUAGAACUGUGUUUGAUGCCCCUCCCUGCCAAGUCCUGGACUGCCAAUGAGAAAUGAGCCCCACCAAGGUACUUGCGCUUCCCACACACACAAACCUGUCAAUUAUACAAUAUAGGUGGUUUAUAGGUUCUGAGUGACCUGCUGAGGAUCCCUUUAAACCCUCCCUGUUGCCUAAUUCUUGGGCAUAGAAGAGAUGUGUGAGUAGCAAGAACGAAUCGGGGCUUGGCAGGGCGGUGGUGUAGACAUGGCCACUCUGAAACUAAUGGGCUGUAUUCAGAUGUAGUGAAAUAGGACCUGAUCUUCCAAGCACUAAAGGGCAUGCCAUUCAUUGUUAUUCAUAGUCCCUUAGAAACGUUUGCAAGAUUCCGUGUUCCAACAGAGUAUCAGCCAACUAGCUAGUGCACGUGUAGGAAACAAACUGAUCUUUUGAAAUAAAAAUUAUAUUAACUAUCUCUGCAUUGGUAGCUUUUGUCUGGACUUUCAGUAGACUUUUUUUAUUAUUUAAUACCUAUUUUUUUUUUUUUUUGGAUUUGCAUGUCAUUGGAAUCUACUUAUGUAAGUCUCAUGUCAGAAGUUACUUGAGCAUAUCCGUAAUCAGGCAUGUACAUAAUCCCUUUGACUUUAGUGUGUUAUUUAAGUUAAUAAACACACAAGUUAUCCCAAAUACCUUGCUGAAUCAGGGACAUAGUUUAAGAUUAGAAUAGGGAAUGAGGAAGGAUGAGUACUGAAGUUUAAUAGUUGGAUAUUUGAGUACAGAAUUUUCUUUGUUAUUUUAUAACAAAACAGAAACUGGCCUUUUAAAAUUUCAUUUGGAAGAGGUGAUGUUGAAGUAAGCACAUAUUUGCAGUCAAAAUUGGUUCUUACAUUUUUACAGGUAAAAAAAUCAGUACUGAUUUUUAUGCUGGAUAUAUAUGAUACAUUUGAACUUGGACUACUACCUGAAAAUGCCUGUAGUUGUUAACUGUUUUUCGCUGUUAUCACAUUUUGUAAAGAAUUUAACUAGGCUGGAAAUAUUUUUGUUCUGUUUUUAUACUCUAGAACAGUACACAUUGUUUUGAUAAGGUAUGUACUUUAUCUAUUGAAAUGUGAAUAUCUUGAAGCUAAAAAGCACAUCUUGUUACUUAAAUUGAAUUUACAAGAACAUGUAUCACAUUUUUUCAUUAAACCAUUUUGCAAUACAGUAUAAAUAUCCUUUAGAUACUUGGUGCUUUCAGAAGUCAGAUGUUAUUUUAUGUUGUAUACACAUUGCAGAUUUUGUACUGUAGGCUAAGCUGUCCACUGAACAAAUUUUUGUCUGGCUGUUUAGUUGGUAAUAACUAAAUGUCAAUUUUCAUUUUAUAUUAAAAAUUGAACUAUAUUUUUUUUAGCUGGUUACCCUAAAGGUUUUUCUUUUCACUUUAUGUACUUUGAGGCCAAACUUAAGAAUAUAAUUUGCAUUUUAAAUGAUGAAAGUAGUUUUUCAUUUCUAAAUCCUUGCAUAUCACAUUGUAGUACAUACUGAAAAUGUUAACACAUGAAGAAAACUGCUUAUGGCUGAAUUUGAUCCAUGUGUUAGACUUAUUCCAUCCAGGCUGUUGAUUGAACCUACUUUAGUUUCUGGAGAAGGUGCUAAGGUAACAGUUAUGAAUUUUCACUUUAAGACAGUGGAUAUCAACUUUUCUGGCAGGGAUGCCACAAAUUAGCCCCACCCCCUUCCUGGAUGCCACUCUGAUCUUUCUCCCUUAUCCAAUCUGCUGCUCAGGUUUCUGCUUCCUGCCCUGUGUUCCCUGUCCCCAACCAAUCUACCGUGUGCCACAGAGUUUGCCUGUGCCACUUGUGGCACACAGGUUGGACAUCCUGGUUUAAAAGGUGUCACAGGCAAAAUUUGAACUUAUUUGAUGAACCCUAUGUUGUAAAAACCUGUGUUGGUGCUCAGCAUCAUAAGUUCAUUCUAGAUGGUUUGAGUACUGUAGUAAUGUUAUGUCUCUGUAUAAUUUACUAAACAAAUGCAAAGGCUUUGUAUACCAGUGACCUAGAAGAGUUAGAGUUGUUAAACUACAUGUAACUGUAUUAUCUUUGCAUUUAAUUUAAAAAUAUAAAUGCUUUUAUUUUAA
Gavialis gangeticus (Gharial) is the source of this 6294-nucleotide messenger RNA. RefSeq names its product zinc finger protein 518B (gene ZNF518B). Gene Ontology annotation, molecular function: RNA polymerase II cis-regulatory region sequence-specific DNA binding; DNA-binding transcription factor activity, RNA polymerase II-specific. Gene Ontology annotation, biological process: regulation of DNA-templated transcription. The record is from RefSeq and is a predicted model, not a curated record. The transcript is spliced from 2 exons. Lineage: Eukaryota; Metazoa; Chordata; Crocodylia; Gavialidae. Bases 282 to 3557 code for a protein of 1091 amino acids.